GCUGUCCGGCGCGAUCCAGACCGACCCAGGCGCCGAAGUCCGCCCUGGGGGGCCCAUCCCGGGCCGGGCCCUGCAGUGCCGGGGUCGCCCUCCUGCGGGAGAGUGCUGGCAGGGAGCCGCGGCCACCGGGGCAGCGGCCCGAGUUAAUGAUCAGCGGCCGCGGCCCCGCCCCGGGGCGGCCCGCGCGCUGCCCCGCCCGAGCGCUGCGCGGGGCCCUUGGGAGCGCGCUCGGCCCCGCCGCCACCUGCGCCCGCCCGACAUGGCUGGCAAAGCGCACAGGUUAAGCGCUGAGGAGAGGGACCAGCUGCUGCCCAACCUGAGGGCCGUGGGGUGGAAUGAGCUGGAAGGCCGAGAUGCCAUCUUCAAGCAGUUCCAUUUCAAAGACUUCAACAGGGCUUUCGGCUUCAUGACUCGAGUGGCGCUGCAGGCCGAGAAGCUGGACCACCAUCCCGAAUGGUUCAACGUGUACAACAAGGUCCACAUCACGCUGAGCACCCACGAGUGUGCGGGCCUUUCAGAGCGAGACAUCAACCUGGCCAGCUUCAUCGAGCAGGUGGCAGUGUCCAUGGCAUAGCCGCCCGCCCCUGCGUCUCGUCCUUGGCAGGAGAGAAGCGGAGAAGCAUGGCCAGCCCUGCAGCCGGCGUAGGGGGAGUCCGUGCUGCCCAAAGGCACCGCACCAGGCUCAGGAGCCAGACCUCUGCCCUGCCCCGCGCCCCUCAUCCACGCGGGCUCCGAUUCGCGUGAAGCCGGGCCUUCCCCUUCCAGGCUGCCGUGCCCCCUUGGUCUCUCACCCCAGAGAACAGGCCCCUAGGGCCCAGGUGACACACACGUGUGCGGGCUGCCAAUAAAACUGCUCCCCCGGGC
Sorex fumeus (smoky shrew) is the source of this 864-nucleotide messenger RNA. It is a transcript of the gene PCBD1, whose product is annotated as pterin-4 alpha-carbinolamine dehydratase 1. The transcript is spliced from 4 exons. Bases 260 to 574 code for a protein of 104 amino acids. Gene Ontology annotation, biological process: tetrahydrobiopterin biosynthetic process. Gene Ontology annotation, molecular function: 4-alpha-hydroxytetrahydrobiopterin dehydratase activity. NCBI's taxonomy places the organism in Eukaryota, Metazoa, Chordata, Mammalia, Eulipotyphla, Soricidae. The record is from RefSeq and is a predicted model, not a curated record.